Messenger RNA from Nakaseomyces glabratus, 1749 nucleotides. It is a transcript of the gene DAK1, whose product is annotated as dihydroxyacetone kinase. Gene Ontology annotation, molecular function: glycerone kinase activity; ATP binding. The record is from RefSeq and is a predicted model, not a curated record. NCBI's taxonomy places the organism in Eukaryota, Fungi, Ascomycota, Saccharomycetes, Saccharomycetales, Saccharomycetaceae. Gene Ontology annotation, biological process: glycerol catabolic process. Gene Ontology annotation, cellular component: cytosol.
AUGAAGUCAUUUGAAGUUCAAGAGCCAUUGCAAAAGAGCAUUGAAGGGUUUGCCCAGAGCAAUCCCUCUCUGGCAGUUGUGCCGGAGGACAGAGUGUUCUACAGAGCUGGGGACAAGAGCCAAGUGGCACUGAUCUCUGGUGGUGGUGCAGGUCAUGAACCCGCUCAUGCAGGUUUCAUCGGUAAAGGUAUGUUGACCGGUGCUGUUGUUGGUGACAUAUUCGCUUCUCCUUCGACAAGACAGAUUCUGCACGGUAUCAAACUGAUUGCCAAGGACUCUAAUGGGAUCCUAUUGAUAUUGAUGAACUACACCGGUGAUGUUCUGCAUUUUGGUCUUUCCGCUGAGAGAGCUAGAGCACUGGGCAUUGACUGCCGUGUCAUCGCUGUUGGUGAUGAUGUCGCAGUCGGCAGGGAAAAGGGUGGUAAAGUUGGUAGAAGAGGUCUAGCAGGCACCAUUCUGGUCGAGAAGUUGACAGGUGCUUUCGUGACUCGUUUUGCUGGCCAACACAAUCUUGCAGAUGCUUACAAGGUUGCUGACAUCUCUCGUAAUGCUUUGGUUACAAUUGGUUCCUCAAUUGACCAUUGCAAAGUCCCAGGAAGGAAAUUUGAGAGUGAAUUGGGUGAAAACUCAAUGGAACUGGGUAUGGGUAUACACAACGAACCUGGUGCUCACGUCUUGACUCCAAUUCCAGCCACAGAGGACUUGAUUGAGAACCAAAUGCUUCCAAAACUGUUAGAUCCAUCAGACAAGGACAGAUACUUUGUUCCAUUCGAGAAAGAUGAUGAGGUUGUGUUAUUAGUGAACAAUCUGGGAGGUGUCUCCAACUUGAUCAUGAGUUCCAUUGCUGCUAUCACCACCGAUUUAUUGAAGAAGAAGUAUGGCAUCGUCCCUAAGCAGACAAUUACUGGUUGUUUGAUGACUUCUUUUAACAUGGAUGGUUUCAGUAUUACCUUGAUGAACGUUAGUAAGAUCUCCAAGGAGAUGAAGGCUGCUUUCCCAGACAAAGAAAUUGACGUCAUGCAAUUACUAAGAGACCCUACCGAUGCACCAGGUUGGCCAAUUAGCAGCUAUGAGCUGCCACCAACUGUGGAUCAUGAACUAUUGAAAGAUGAAGAAAUCCCUCAUGGUGUUGGUCACUACGAUUUUGACAGCUUUGCCAAAUGGAUGAAGGGUGCUGCCGCAAAUGUUGAGAAAGAAGAACCAAGAAUCACUCAAUUGGAUACCCUAGUUGGUGAUGGUGAUUGUGGUUACACUUUGCUCGCUGGUUGCAAGGGUAUUACAGAUAACUUGGACAAGAUCUCAAAGACUCAUUUGUCUAGUGCCAUGGAUAAGAUUUCGGAGUAUGUCGAAGCAUCCAUGGGUGGUACCUCUGGUGGAUUAUACUCUAUCUUGAUUUCAGGUUUUGUGCACGGCUUGCAAGCUACUUGUAAAGACAGCAGUGAAAAGGUUACCCCCGAGGUAUUGGCCAAAUCAUUCCAAAUUGCUCUAGACACCUUAUAUCAUUACACUAAUGCUAGACCAGGUGCAUCAACAAUGAUCGACGCUCUAGUGCCAUUUAUUGAUGAGUUUGCAAAGACUCAUGAUUUCAAGAAGGCCGUUGAAGCAGCAGAUAAAGGUGCUCAAUCCACCGCAGACAUUGUCGCUGAAUUCGGAAGAGCUUCAUACGUGGAAAACUCUCAAGGUAUCCCAGACCCUGGUGCUGUUGGUCUAGUAGCAUUUUUGAAGGGUGUUGAAGGCACUAUGCAAUGA